UCAUCUCUUUUCAAUGGCGGUUCUUCUUUUCUUCUUCUUUUUGUUGUUCGACAUUUCAAGGGCGAUUCCGGUGCUUGAUUUCUCUAAGCUCAAUGGCCACGAGAGGGCCAAAACACUAGCUCACAUUGCUAAUGCAUGCGAGGAUUGGGGAUUUUUUCAUCUGGUGAACCAUGGGAUUGCAGAGGAUCUGCUGGAGAGAGUGAAGAAGGUUUCAACAGAUUUCUAUAAGCUGGAAAGGGAAGAGAAUUUCAAGAACUCGAAGGUGGUGAAAUUGUUGAAUGAAACUGGUGACAAAAAGUUGGAGAAUGUGGAUUGGGAAGAUAUUGUAACUUUGACGGAUGAUAAUGUAAAUGAAUGGCCGUCUCAAACACCAGGAUUUAAGGAAACCUUUAAGGAAUUCAGAUAUGAGCUGAAGAAAUUGGCUGAAAAAAUCUUGGAAGUAUUGGAUGAAAACUUGGGGUUACCAAAAGGGCACAUUAAGAAGGCUUUCGACGGUGAAGAAGGUGAAAACAAUGCCUUCUUUGGCACAAAGGUGAGUCACUAUCCGCCAUGCCCGAACCCUGAAAGGGUCAUUGGUCUUCGACCCCACACCGAUGCCGGUGGCCUCAUCUUACUCUUUCAAGACGACGAAGUGGGCGGCCUUCAAGUAUGGAAAGAUGGGGAAUGGAUCGAUGUGGAGCCGUUGAAGAACACGAUCGUGAUCAGCGUCGGUGAUCAGAUCGAGGUGAUUAGCAAUGGGCGAUAUAAGAGCGCUUGGCACCGUGUUUUCAGCACCACUGAUAGCAACAGGCGAUCCGUUGCUUCGUAUUAUAACCCUUCACAUAAAGCCACCAUUGCUCCUGCACCACAACUGAUGAAGGAAACGAAUGAAGAAUGGAAUCAAGCUUAUCCCAAAUUUGUGUUUGGUGACUAUAUGUCUGUUUAUUAUCAGCAAAAGUUCCACCCGAAAGAACCAAGGUUCCAAGCUGUAUCGGCCAUGUGAAGAUAAUAAGCUCUAAAACAUGAAAUCACAUACGAUCUCUUUUUUCUUUUUCUUUUUCCUUUUAGAUUUUACUUUGUUUCUUAGUUUAUGGAGAGCCCUUUCUUUUCCCUAAACAUAAAACUACAGGGAAGGAUUGAGAAUGCUGUAUAUUCUAGGCUGUUUGCUUAUUUUUGUUGAUGAAGAUAUAUUAU
Messenger RNA from Gossypium raimondii (Peruvian cotton), 1173 nucleotides. RefSeq names its product 1-aminocyclopropane-1-carboxylate oxidase 5. NCBI's taxonomy places the organism in Eukaryota, Viridiplantae, Streptophyta, Magnoliopsida, Malvales, Malvaceae. The record is from RefSeq and is a predicted model, not a curated record. The transcript has 3 exons. Bases 14 to 982 code for a protein of 322 amino acids.